UAGGUUACUCUCCUCUAGCUUUAGAAAUUUUGCUUCAGGGUGAAGACAAGAUCCGAGCCGGUUUAAAACGGUAACUCUUUGCCUUAAAAGGAUGCAGGGAAUCUUCCUCUGGCAAAACAACUGCUUUGCACUCGGAUAUUUACAGCCUAGCCAAGCCUGCAUGCUUUUCAAGAGGCGCGCAUAGCAAAACUGUCUGAGCGCGCUCAGCGACUGUUCACUGCGAAAGGCAGUGCUACGGAGAAGAGUCUAGCCUGUAGCAGAGCCUUCCCGCGCCGAGGCCAGCCUGUGCUCCGCCCUCAGGCUCGCCGCCACCGGCGGCCAGGCGCUCCCUGGGUGGGGCGGCGGCCCGUGCAGAUGCGGCGGGCCACGCGGGGCCGCUGCUGCAGCCGGCUGGGCGGUGCGCCCGGGCAGCCUCAGCCGCGCGCCGCGUCGCUGUAAUCGGACACCGAGCGCUCGCCCCCGGCGCCCGGCCACUUGCCAUUCACUCCGUGGUGCGGGGUUGAGCGACGUGGAGAAGGGCUCCGGGUGCCCCGGCUCUGCCGCCCGGGAUUCUGCUACAAAGAAACUCAGCACCGGCCGGCAGGAAUUCCACCCUCCGGACUCACUAAGUCUUUAAAGGUCUUCUGGGGAAAGGACCUAGGGGACUGGAAAUCCAAACCCGGAGCAAGUGGCUGACUUCUCCUGGAUCUUUUCCCACCUCGGUAUUUUCCCUUGGAUAUUAAUUCCCAAAUCAGAAGAAAUGGCAUUCCGGGCGAUUUGUGUGUUGGUUGGAGUAUUUAUUUGUUCCAUUUGUGUACGAGGAUCUUCCCAGCCCCAAGCAAGAGUUUAUUUAACAUUUGAUGAACUUCGAGAAACCAAAACCUCUGAAUACUUUAGUCUGUCCCACCAGCAGUUAGACUACAGAAUAUUACUGAUGGAUGAAGAUCAAGACCGGAUAUACGUGGGGAGCAAAGACCACAUCCUGUCUUUGAAUAUCAACAAUAUCAGUCAAGAACCUUUGAGUGUUUUCUGGCCAGCAUCAACAAUCAAAGUUGAAGAGUGCAAAAUGGCUGGCAAAGAUCCUACACAUGGCUGUGGAAAUUUCGUCCGGGUUAUUCAGACCUUCAACCGUACUCACCUAUAUGUCUGUGGGAGUGGAGCGUUCAGCCCAGUGUGCACUUACCUGAACCGGGGAAGGAGGUCAGAGGACCAGGUAUUCAUGAUCGACUCUAAGUGUGAAUCUGGCAAAGGACGAUGCUCUUUCAACCCGAAUGUGAACACUGUGUCUGUUAUGAUCAAUGAGGAACUCUUCUCAGGAAUGUAUAUAGACUUCAUGGGAACAGAUGCUGCUAUUUUCCGAAGUUUAACUAAGAGGAAUGCAGUUCGAACUGAUCAGCAUAAUUCAAAAUGGCUGAGUGAACCCAUGUUUGUGGACGCACAUGUGAUCCCAGAUGGCACUGAUCCAAAUGAUGCUAAGGUCUAUUUCUUCUUCAAAGAAAGACUGACUGACAACAAUAGGAGCACAAAACAGAUUCAUUCCAUGAUUGCAAGAAUAUGCCCUAAUGACACUGGUGGACAACGUAGUCUUGUCAACAAGUGGACCACAUUCUUAAAGGCAAGACUUGUAUGCUCAGUCACAGAUGAAGAUGGCCCAGAGACACAUUUUGAUGAACUAGAGGAUGUCUUUCUGCUGGAAACUGACAAUCCAAGGACAACACUGGUGUAUGGCAUCUUCACCACAUCGAGCUCUGUUUUUAAGGGAUCGGCAGUGUGUGUGUAUCAUUUAUCUGAUAUACAAACUGUAUUCAAUGGGCCCUUUGCCCACAAGGAAGGGCCCAAUCACCAGCUGAUAUCCUAUCAAGGUAGAAUCCCAUAUCCUCGCCCAGGAACUUGCCCAGGAGGGGCCUUUACACCCAAUAUGAGAACCACCAAGGACUUCCCAGAUGACGUUGUCACUUUUAUUCGGAAUCACCCUCUCAUGUACAAUUCCAUCUACCCCAUCCACAGAAGGCCUCUGAUUGUCCGCAUAGGCACUGACUACAAGUACACAAAGAUUGCUGUGGACCGUGUGAAUGCUGCUGAUGGGAGAUACCAUGUUCUGUUUCUGGGCACAGAUCGGGGCACCGUGCAGAAGGUCGUAGUCCUUCCGACCAAUGGCUCUGCCAAUGGGGAGCUCAUUCUGGAGGAGCUGGAAGUCUUUAAGAAUCAUGUUCCCAUAACAACAAUGAAAAUCUCAUCCAAAAAGCAACAGUUGUACGUGAGCUCCAAUGAGGGGGUUUCCCAAGUCUCUCUGCAUCGCUGCCAUAUCUACGGCACAGCCUGUGCGGACUGCUGCUUGGCAAGGGAUCCAUACUGUGCCUGGGAUGGCCACUCUUGCUCUAGGUUCUAUCCCACUGGGAAGCGGAGGAGCCGAAGACAAGAUGUGAGACAUGGAAACCCACUGACACAAUGCCGAGGGUUCAAUCUGAAAGCAUACAGAAAUGCCGCUGAAAUUGUUCAGUAUGGAGUAAGAAAUAACAGCACUUUCCUUGAGUGUGCUCCCAAGUCUCCACAGGCAUCUAUCAAGUGGUUGCUGCAGAAAGACAAAGACAGGAGGAAGGAGGUUAAACUGAAUGAGCGCAUUAUAGCUACUUCCCAAGGACUACUGAUUCGCUCUGUUCAAGAUUCUGACCAAGGACUCUACCAUUGCAUUGCCACUGAGAACAGCUUCAAACAGACCAUAGCCAAGAUCAACUUCAAAGUUUUAGAUUCAGAAAUGGUGGCCGUUGUGACAGACAAGUGGUCCCCAUGGACAUGGGCUAGCUCUGUGAGAGCUCUACCCUUCCAUCCAAAGGACAUCCUGGGGGCAUUCAGCCACUCGGAAAUGCAGCUCAUCAAUCAGUACUGCAAAGACACCCGGCAGCAGCAGCAGCAGCUGGGUGAAGAACCACAGAAGAUGAGAGGGGACUAUGGCAAGCUGAAGGCUCUCAUCAACAGCAGGAAAAGCAGAAACAGGAGGAAUCAGCUUCCAGAGUCAUAAACAUUCAUCCAUGAAGUUUUGCUUCCAGGAACAAAUGCUCUGUCUUCACUUAGUCAACUAUUAAAUAAAAUCUUGUGCUUUACCCAUGAGAAAUUUCUGACAAAAGCUGGAGACUCACUCUAAAGUGCGUUCUCUGUGAACUGAAAAGAGCAUGCAUUUUCUUGUAUGAUACAGACUAGCACUAGACAUGUCAUGGUCCUUGUGGUGCAUAAAAAUAUUUAACUUAUCCCAGAUUUUAUUUAUAUCUUUAUGUGUCUUUUCUUCAAAAUCAAUGCGACAACAGAAGCAGAACUGUUACAUCCUCGGUUGAGCGAGGGCCAUAAAUUUCCCUGUGCUCUUCCUUCUGUGCUCUAGGGGUUUAGCUUUCUAAUGGUCACUGGUUUUUAUACAUGAAAAAGAAUUCCAGUUCACAAUUUUCACAUAGUAAAUGUCAUAUAAAUGUGUGUGACAUCCAGUGUCAUGUAGGCUACACAAAUGACAGGGAAGAGAGCAUCCAGAUGUUACGUAAAGUCAAGAGUGACUCAUAAAGAGACAGUGAUGAGUUCAUAUGCUUCCAGUGAUUUAUCUUCUUGCUUGUUCCUUUCUUUAAGAUUGUAAGAUGUGUCGGUUGCUGAUAUCUGCCAUCCAUUUUUGUUCUCUUGUUUCAGAAAAACAAAAUGAAUAGCCUGUACCAUCCUUUGAUGGGAGAUCUAUCAGUGAGACAUUGAUAUUUCUACUGUUAUGUUAUCAUCUUCCAAACAAAAGCGCUUUGUUUUUUGGAAGUUAUUUAAGUUAUUAUAGACUUACAUAAACUAUUGCAUUAUUUAAUUGAUUUACUGUUUUGGUUUUAAUCCCCUAGUCUACCUGGAAAAUUAAAGACAACAGGGAUGCAGUAUUAUUAAAGCAUUCAACGUUUCCAUGCAGAGUGAAGCUAUCCAAAGGGAAAAAGAAGAUCAAAGCAUACAAUUUGUCAUGUAAAGGAAUUAGUAACAUGUAGCUUGUUUUCCAUGUUAAUAAUCAAAUUCUAGGAGUAAUUUGUACAUCCAAGGAACCAGUUUCACAAAGCAUAAUGAUUUUUCAGGCAAGGUAUCAUGAUUUGUAAACAUAUCUGUGAUGGGAAAGUGAUUAUUACAUCAAGAAAGAAAAUCUCAACACAUUAUAAACAAAACAGACUUCUUCUUUUAAAGACUAUUUUCACCCAGAUAUUUUUUCCACUUGAUAAUACUUCUUUAGGAAUGUUGAUACACAUGUUUAAGGACCUGUGUAACCAUUGGAAAAUUUUAGCACUAUCUUCUACUUAUAUACUUGGAUUGUUUCAUGAGAAAAGUAUAAUACUAAAAUUAGUUUCUCCAAUUUAAAUGAAUAAAAUAUAGGAGAUUUUCUUAUAUGUCUUUUAAUUAUACAACUUUCACUUUAUUUAAUUUUAUUUUAAUAUGUUUAUAUUUUCAGAUAAAAAGAGAAGUUUUACUAAAACACCAUUGAAACAUACUUCUUAUUAACAGUCCAUCUAGAAUGUAACUAAAGGGGAUCUAUAUCAUUUUAUAAUGCUGUGGAAAAAACUCCAGGAAGUAAAACUAUGGAUAGCAGUGUAAGUUGGUAGUAGACUACGUGUUUAGCAUGUACAAAGACCUGGGCUCAAACAGAAAGAAAGGAAGAAAGAUACCGAGGAAGGAGGGCAAGCAGGAAAAAGAACAGACUGACUGGAGAGAAGAAGGGCAGGAAAGAGGUAAAGAAGGCAAAGAAAGAUGGAGGGAAUACAUUCAUUAUCAGAAGAUUAAAAAAUGUUAGUUAAAUGAUGGUCAAUUCUGGUGUUCUUAAGAGUGCACCUCAGUGUUGUAGAAAACACCAGUUAUAAUAGCAUAAAUGUACCCAAAUGUGUACAGUGCUACAAUAAUCUAUAGUGUUAGCAUAUGCAAACGGUUAGCAUGUUUAAAAUGUUCACACUUUGGGUUUUCUUAUACAUAUAAAAAUAGCCAUGUGCUCACAUGUGAUGCUAACACCAUCCUCUUUCUGUGUUUGUGAUUAAUCUAUUGUAUGGAAAGAGCUAAAGUAAAAUGAUUUCCAAGGCACACUUCUCCUUGCUCCACUUACCUUCAAACUGCCAGUCACUGAUGCUUAGAUCUAUGCUAUUAGUUGUUCCAAUUAUCACCUCCUGGGUUUGUUUUUAACCAUAAUUACAUUUCAAAUCUUCAUUUCUUUUUCUUAAAGAUAUAGAAAUUACUGUGCAGCAUAGCCCGGCCAAAAGUAAAACAUAUAUAUCUCUCAAAGACAUAACGAAUACAUAUUGAGUAUGGGUGAUUACUCGGUUUUAUUUUGUUUACUUGGGAAAAUUAAUGAUUAAACAUGUUUUUCUUUUGUAUUGUACAUAAAAUUACCUAGAAAUGCACUUUUCCUCCAAAAUGUAGGUUCGUGAAUAGACGUAGCAUGAUGAAGCUGUCUUUACAGUGAAUGCUUAUAGUAUGUAGAGAAAGCAAACUAGAUGUAGUUACCACAUGAGAAUUUAGAUGUUGAAAAAAAUAAUUUGUCUGGAAAAAUAAAGCAUUCAAUCCC
Molecule: messenger RNA, 5527 nt
Organism: Mus caroli (Ryukyu mouse)
Lineage: Eukaryota; Metazoa; Chordata; Mammalia; Rodentia; Muridae
Gene: Sema3c
Product: semaphorin 3C
Biological process (GO): negative chemotaxis; semaphorin-plexin signaling pathway; neural crest cell migration
Cellular component (GO): plasma membrane
Molecular function (GO): semaphorin receptor binding; chemorepellent activity
Source: RefSeq, a predicted model, not a curated record